This is a messenger RNA of Quercus lobata, 1335 nucleotides long. RefSeq names its product protein ACCELERATED CELL DEATH 6-like. The record is from RefSeq and is a predicted model, not a curated record. The transcript has 3 exons. The coding region runs from base 1 to 1335 and encodes 444 amino acids. Lineage: Eukaryota; Viridiplantae; Streptophyta; Magnoliopsida; Fagales; Fagaceae. Gene Ontology annotation, cellular component: plasma membrane. Gene Ontology annotation, molecular function: protein binding.
AUGACCCAAAAAAUUCUGGGAAACACAACUCUUUCAGUUCUAACUAGACAAGCAGACCAACAAGGUUUGACUCCGCUUCACUUGGCUGCAUCCUUCAAUUCUCUUCGUACAACAAUCCCGUUGCUUAUGGCUGAUAGGCAUGUGGCAUACAUGAAAGACACAGAAGGCAGAACAGCUCUUCACAUUGCAGCUUAUACUGGCCAUAAAACAAUCAUGGAAAAGAUUUUAUCAAUUUGUCCAGAUUGUUAUGAACUAGUUGAUAAGAGAGGCUGGAAUGCACUCCAUUUUGCUGUGAACUCAUUUUAUCCUAGAGGUGCUGUACGUUUAAUCCUACAAAACUCGACUCUCAAAAGCCUUUGGAAUGAGAAGGAUGCCAAUGGAAACACAGUUCUCCAUCACCAUUCUAAUUCUUCUAGGUUCGUAUUGCAACUCGGAAAUGACCCGAGACUUGAUCAGAUGGCCUUCAACAAACAAAACUUAGACGCUUUUGACGUGGUCGCAACUAAUGAAGAAAUAGGAGUUGGAAAGUUUUUAGCCCUUCGGAAACUUACAUUUGGGAACUUGUGUCUAUCAAAGCGUGUAUUUCGGAGAAUGGUCAAGGUCGAAGGCAAGGAAACGAUUAUGAAAAAAGAUGAUAUCAUCGAAGAAAAGUUUAUAAUUAAGGUGGAGAAAGCAGCAGAAGCCCAUUUGGUAGUGGCCGCACUCAUUGCAACUGUGACCUUUGCAGCAGGUAUUGCCGUGCCUGGAGGUUUUGUAGAUGGAAAAGACACUGACGCAGGCGCUGCAAUUCUGAGAACAAAUGUUGCUUUCAAAGCAUUCAUUAUUUCAAAUAGUAUAGCCAUGGUGCUAUCUACUAUUUCUGCCUUAAUCCAGCUAUUCGUGCCAAUGUGGUUUCACCAAUACUUUACUUUUUCAGGUGGCACUCUUUUCUUUGUGGCCUUUAGCCUAACCGUUUUUGCCAUGGGAGCAAUGAUGUUGGCCUUUUUCAUGGGGCAGAGAUCUAGUAGAGGAGUUUGGAAAGUUUUGGAAAAACGAUUUUCUUUAAUUUCUAGGUCUAGUGUGAUGAGCCUUAGAAACGAGUUGAUUGCAGUUAAGAAAGGAUCAGAUUCCAUUGAUGUGUAUUUCCAGAAAAUCAAGAAAAUUCGAGACAAACUUGCUACUGUAUCAAAUGUUCUUGAUGAUGAAGAUUUGCUUCAUGUUGCUCUUGAUGGUCUGCCAUCAGAGUAUGACUCGUUUAGUUCUGCUAUAAGAACUCGUAGUGAUGUUAUUUCAGCUGAAGAACUUAAUACUCUUCUCAUUGUUGAAGAGGGGCUAUCAAGAAGAGGUUUGGUAUAG